UCCUCCGAGCUCCGGCCGCCUCCCGCCGCGCUAUAUAGGGGAGGGAGGGGUGCUAGAGCGGGGGGUGCCCGGCGUGGCCAAACCGCACGGGGCGCCGAUGCCUCCUGCCAGGGGAGCGCACAAGUGACCGGCAUCUCUUCCCAUGUCUGUCUCCUGAAGCGACCCCCCCACCCCCGCCCGGCAUGGAUGCGGCCAACAACACUACCUCCCCAGCGCGCUCCCCCGAGGGGACAAGCGGCCCCGGCCUCGCCGAGAUGACCCUGGGCUACCAGGUGCUCACCUCCCUGCUCCUGGGCACGCUUAUCUUGUGCGCCGUGAGUGGCAACGCCUGCGUGAUCGCUGCCAUCGCCCUGGAGCGCUCCCUGCAAACCGUGGCCAACUAUUUGAUCGGCUCGCUGGCCGUCACCGACCUCAUGGUCUCCGUGCUAGUGCUGCCCAUGGCGGCCCUCUACCAGGUGCUGAACAAGUGGACGCUAGGGCAGGUCACCUGCGACAUCUUCAUCUCGCUGGAUGUCCUUUGCUGCACCUCUUCUAUCCUGCACCUGUGCGCCAUCGCCCUGGACAGGUACUGGGCCAUCACAGACCCCAUUGACUAUGUUAACAAGCGAACUCCCCGGCGGGCGGCCGUGCUCAUUAGCCUGACCUGGCUUAUCGGCUUCUUGAUAUCCAUCCCUCCCAUGCUGGGCUGGAGGACGCCGGAGGACCGCUCGAACCCCGACGCCUGCACCAUCAGCAAGGACCACGGGUACACCAUCUACUCCACCUUCGGCGCCUUCUACAUUCCGCUUCUUCUCAUGCUGGUGCUCUACGGUCGCAUCUUCAAGGCGGCACGCUUUAGGAUCCGCAAGACAGUAAAGAAAGCAGAGAAGAAAAAAAUCGCCGACACUUGCCUCACUCUCUCUCCGGCCACCGUGAAGAAAGGCAACGGGGAGCCCGGCAAGAGCUGGAGGCGGACUGUAGAGCCCAAGCCCGGUGCUUUUGUCAACGGCGCGGUGCGGCAGGGCCAGGACGGGACCGCCCUGGAGAUCAUCGAGGUCCAGCACUGCAACAGUUCCUCCAAGACGCACCUGCCGCUGCCCAGCGAGGCGUGCGGAUCCCCACCGCCGCCCUCUUUCGAGAAACGCAAUGAGAAGAACACGGAAGCCAAACGGAGAAUGGCUCUGUCCCGGGAGAGGAAGACUGUCAAGACCCUGGGCAUCAUUAUGGGCACCUUUAUCCUCUGCUGGCUGCCGUUCUUCAUCGUCGCCCUGGUCCUGCCCUUUUGUGACAGUAAGUGCUACAUGCCCCAGUGGCUGGGGGCAGUCAUCAACUGGCUAGGCUACUCCAACUCCCUUCUCAACCCCAUUAUCUAUGCCUAUUUCAACAAAGACUUCCAAAGUGCUUUUAAGAAAAUUAUCAAGUGCAAAUUUUGCCGGCAGUGAAGCUCACCACUCCGGGACGGGGCAAAUGGGGUCCUGUUACUUCCUCCACUCGCCUGCCCCGAGCCGCAGUGUGCCCCAGCCCAGCCCUGCACAGCGCCGUCCGAAGGGUGGGGGACUCCGGCAUCCCCGCUCCGCGCCCGAGUCUCUCGCUUUGCGCCCGCCGGACAAGCCCUGCGGGUCACGGCAGGGCUCCGCUGGGAGCGACGGGGGACGCGCGGCCCCGGAGGGCUCCGCUGCCGCCCUCGUCUCUCCCGGCCGCCGCUGCCGGGCGCCGGCGCUCCCUCUCCCUCCCAUUCUCCAUCGUUCUGGGUAGACUUAGGGUUUUCAGGUCGUUGCUUGUGGUGGCUGUAAACCACAGCGUCUGCCCUCGUAGCAUCGGUAAAACAAAACCACCCUAUGCAGGAAACCGCCGUGUCGGGGAUUAUUCUUGGGUUUACGAGGCGGUGGACCGAGUCCGACCUCGGUCUGGCGGUGUAAGUAUGGAGGCUGAAGGCGACUCCUGGAGGGGAGGAAGGAGCUUUGGGCGCGUUGCUUCCCUGUUUGUGAAACCCUCAAGCGGAUGUUCUUGGGGGGAAACCGCCCGUGUUUGGUAAUCUUGCGAAGUACUUACAGCAACGUCCCCAUCUGCGUUACGUGUGCCUGACAGCUCUCCAAGUAUGCUAGGACCUGCCAGUGCACCGGGGAUCCCUUUGUUACAACACAGGGAAAUGAUGGGACUUAAAACCCCAACCGCACGCCUCAUUAUAUAUGGAGAUUUAUGGGGAUUAUUUUUUAAAAUGCCUUUGACCGAGUGUUUCCCAGCAAGGAAAGGCUUGGAGCAGUGCGACUGUCCCUGAGUACACCACGCACGCAACGGCACAGGGAGUUUAAGCAGCCUGAGAAGUAGCGUUUCUUUCUUUCUUUCUU
Catharus ustulatus (Swainson's thrush) is the source of this 2327-nucleotide messenger RNA. It is a transcript of the gene HTR1A, whose product is annotated as 5-hydroxytryptamine receptor 1A. Bases 183 to 1421 code for a protein of 412 amino acids. Gene Ontology annotation, cellular component: plasma membrane. NCBI's taxonomy places the organism in Eukaryota, Metazoa, Chordata, Aves, Passeriformes, Turdidae. Gene Ontology annotation, biological process: adenylate cyclase-activating adrenergic receptor signaling pathway; regulation of vasoconstriction; regulation of behavior. Gene Ontology annotation, molecular function: G protein-coupled serotonin receptor activity. The record is from RefSeq and is a predicted model, not a curated record. The transcript has a single exon.